Rubroshorea leprosula is the source of this 619-nucleotide messenger RNA. The record is from the annotation of a GenBank genome assembly. Lineage: Eukaryota; Viridiplantae; Streptophyta; Magnoliopsida; Malvales; Dipterocarpaceae.
GUGUUUCUGCUCUUCUUUUCUCCCCUACAGCUCUUGAAUUUCCCCCAAGCAAGCCGCCGGCACCAGCCUUGAGGAAACCGGUAGGAAGCUUGGAUUUCUCCUUAUUUUCUUGUUCUAGAACUGAAAAGGGAACCCAGAAACCUUCUCCCCCUGCUGGAAAUCCGGAUCUGCUGCUGCUCUGCUCCUCACCGCCGGCUGUUCCUUGCUUGUGGGUGCGAAUUGCCUUGAUUUUCUGAUUUCCCCUUGAAUUUCCCCUGCAGAUGCCGCCGGCUCUUCCCCCAAACUGUAGUCCGGUUGUGCUAGGAAAAUUAUGUUACUGUUCACGUCGGGGUUACUGUUCACCGGCUACUGUUCACACCCCGAGAGUCGACAAUUAACGGGGAUUUAAAUGAUUAGUUUGUGAUAUAAGAACGAAUUUGGAGAUAUUUGAUCAUGUGGAGAUUUAUGGAAAUAGCUUUGUGAUUAGGAAUGAUCUUAAUGAUGAUUUCAGUGUAAAUUUGUGAUAGUGGUAUUAAUUCUUGAAAUAUCUUGAUUAGGUUCUUGAUCGUCCUGUCAGUUUAGUACGUGAAUUGAGUGCUCGGUUUUAUGCGAGUGAGGUAAGUAAAUUUAUGGUAAUGCC